AUGUGCUUCCGCUCGUCUUCUGAUGUACAAGAAAAAUAUCCUCCUCCGCGCCGCUCAAAGAAACGGCAAGAUUAUGACAGUUAUAUCCGUGACUUUCAAAAGUCUCAGGAACGUCGUUCAUCAUACACGAAGCGUGACAAAAGUUCCUCCGGUCGAGGCACUACUUAUACCAAUCCCGUCUGCUCCCUUGGUGGAGGUGCUGCCAGCGGAUGUGCGGGUAGCGGCGGCGGUGGCGGGUGCUAA
Penicillium cinerascens is the source of this 243-nucleotide messenger RNA. RefSeq lists its product as uncharacterized. The transcript has a single exon. The record is from RefSeq and is a predicted model, not a curated record. The coding region runs from base 1 to 243 and encodes 80 amino acids. Lineage: Eukaryota; Fungi; Ascomycota; Eurotiomycetes; Eurotiales; Aspergillaceae.